AUGGAUUUACAGACACAAACCGCGAGAGAACAACGCAGAAGGCUACACCAUGAGGCAGAUGUCGUAGUCGUCGGUGCCGGGAUAUUUGGUUGCGCUGUUGCAUUCGCGCUCGCGAAGCAGGGCAGGAGUGUUAUAUUGCUUGAGAAAUCGCUGAAGGAACCCAAUCGUAUUGUUGGGGAGCUACUGCAACCUGGAGGCGUAUCUGCUUUGGAAAAGCUAGGACUGUCAGAUUGUUUGGAAGGCAUUGAUUCGAUACCGGUGGAGGGUUACCAGAUCGUAUAUUAUGGCGAUAGUGUCAAUAUUCCAUAUCCACCAGGCGCCGGUGCUACUCUUGAUGGAGGCAUAGAAGGGUCGAGGAACGAAAAGUCAGAACGACCAAAGGGCAGGAGUUUUCAUCAUGGAAGAUUCAUUGGUCAAUUGCGAAGGGCUUGCGCAAAACAACCAAACAUCACCAUUGUCGAGACCGAAGCUACAGAGACUAUAACGAGCACGAAGAGUCCACAGAUCCUCGGAGUAAAAUCUUUGACGAAGAACCCCGAAACAGGCGAGAAACAGGACGACUUUUACUUUGGCCAACUCACUAUCGUCGCGGAUGGCUAUGCUUCUAAAUUCAGAAAACAAUAUAUUGGGAAGGACGUAGUGGUAAAGAGCAAGUUUUACGCCCUCGAACUGAUCGACUGUCCGAUGCCAGCACCGAACCACGGAAUCGUUAUUCUAGGAGACGCGUCUCCAGUACUUCUCUACCAAAUCGGCACACACGAAACCCGAGCAUUAAUCGACGUACCAGAAAACACGCCAACAGCCGCCGCAGCAGUCGGUGGCGUGCGAGCACACCUACGCAAUGUAAUUCUUCCUUCCCUCCCUAAAAUCGUACAACCCUGCUUCGAAGCUGCUCUCGCCGAUGGAAAGAUCCCUCCAAGCAUGCCAAACAGCUGGCUACCACCAAGCACUCAAACACAACAAGGCCUCGUAAUUCUAGGCGACGCUAUGAAUAUGCGCCAUCCCCUCACUGGUGGCGGUAUGACCGUUGCAUUCAACGAUGUAGUACUCCUCUCCACUCUACUCUCCCCAGAACGAAUCCCAAAUCUCGGCGACACCGCCAAGAUCACGUCCGCCAUGAAGGAAUUCCACUGGAAACGGAAAGGUUUAUCCUCCAUCAUCAACAUCCUCGCACAAGCCCUCUACGCUCUUUUCGCUGCAAACGACAAACAACUCAAAGCGUUGCAAAAGGGUUGUUUUGCGUAUUUCCAACGCGGUGGGAAUUGUAUUGAUGGUCCGGUUGGUCUGCUGGCUGGGAUCAUCAGACAGCCUUUCGUGCUGUUUUACCACUUCUUUGCCGUUGCGCUGCUGAGUAUUUGGAUCGUUAUGCAGAAUACCAUGGGUUCGAUACUUGGGAUCUGGAAGUUCCCGCUUGCGGUGGAGCAGAGUGCCCUCAUCUUCUGGAAAGCUUGCGUGGUUAUCUUUCCGUUCAUCUUUAGUGAGUUGAGGACUUAA
Messenger RNA from Glarea lozoyensis ATCC 20868, 1494 nucleotides. RefSeq names its product FAD/NAD(P)-binding protein. Gene Ontology annotation, cellular component: endoplasmic reticulum; membrane. The record is from RefSeq and is a predicted model, not a curated record. Lineage: Eukaryota; Fungi; Ascomycota; Leotiomycetes; Helotiales; Helotiaceae. The transcript has a single exon. Gene Ontology annotation, biological process: ergosterol biosynthetic process. Gene Ontology annotation, molecular function: flavin adenine dinucleotide binding; squalene monooxygenase activity. Bases 1 to 1494 code for a protein of 497 amino acids.